AUGAGCGACGAAUACGGUGCCAGCUCCGGGUACGGAGGCUCGCUGGUGAAUAAAUCGGCGGGCGAUAGUCUCACGACGGAAGGGGAGCAUAGGGCGGUGGGGGAGGACUACGGCGGAGACUACGCUAUGGGGAACUACCCGCCCGCAGGAGACUCGACGGCGUCGGGGGGCUACGGGUCGCGGCAGAGCCCGUGGGAUGCCUCGCGGCACUCUGGCGCGCACACGCCCGCGCGCACGGGGUCGGGGGCCGGGACGCCUGGUGCAGGCGAGCGGGGGCUGAUUGACCAGUCGACGAGCGGAGGGUCAUUGGGGGACACCUUGGGGGACGCGCGGCAGGGGAGGGACGAGGGUGCGCAGGAGGCCGCGGGGAGGGAGCGGGCGUACGGGGAGAGCUGGGAGGGGAGGGAGGAGGCGCGGGAGGCGCUGGCGGCGCGGUACCGCGGCGGGACAGAGGGCGCGCGAUGA
Heterobasidion irregulare TC 32-1 is the source of this 465-nucleotide messenger RNA. RefSeq lists its product as uncharacterized. The record is from RefSeq and is a predicted model, not a curated record. Lineage: Eukaryota; Fungi; Basidiomycota; Agaricomycetes; Russulales; Bondarzewiaceae. The coding region runs from base 1 to 465 and encodes 154 amino acids. The transcript has 3 exons.